CAGAACUGAGAAUUGAUUUUGCAGAAUUCUAAAGCAUGAGCUCACAAUUGGUGCAUGUCUCCACCAUUACUCCCCCAUUUGCCUCCUCUCACCAACAUCACCACUUCCUCUCCCAGAGAAUUUACAUUCCUGCUAAAGUCUACGAGCACCCGGCUGCUCUUCUCCUCGAGAGAUGCUCUUCUCUGGAAGACCUCCGACACAUUCUCCCUCUCGUCUUCAAGAACGGUCUUCAUCAGGAGCAUCUCUUCCAGACCAAACUUGUCAGCUUGUUCUGUCGCUACGGCAGCGUCGUGGAGGCUGCUCGUGUUUUCGAACCCGUUGAAGAUAAGCUCGAUGUUCUGUACCACACCAUGCUUAAAGGGUACGCUAAAGUUCCUGAUUUGGAUAAGGCUGUGAGCUUUUUUGUUCGGAUGAGGUGUGAUGAUGUUGAGCCUGUUGUGUAUAACUUCACUUAUCUCUUGAAAGCAUGUGGAGACGAGACAGAGGUUAGCGUGGGGAAGGAGAUUCAUGGGUUGUUGGUGAAGAGUGGGUUCUCGUUGGAUUUAUUCGCCCUGACUGGGCUUGAGAAUAUGUAUGCAAAGUGCAGGCAGGUACAUGAGGCUCGCAAGGUGUUCGAUAGAAUGCCUGAGAGAGACUUGGUUUCGUGGAACACUAUGGUUUCUGGGUAUUCACAGAAUGGGUUAGCGAGGAUGGCGUUGGGGAUGGUUACUCGAAUGUGCGAGGAGAAUAUGAAGCCUAGUUUUAUCACCAUUGUUUCUGUUUUGCCUGCUGUCUCUGCUUUGGGGUUGGCUAGUGUUGGUAAGGAGAUUCAUGGGUAUGCCAUGCGUGCUGGGUUUGAUUCUUUUGUCAAUAUCUCCACUGCUUUGGUUGACAUGUACGCGAAAUGUGGAUCUCUGGAAACCGCUCGGCGGCUUUUUGAUGGUAUGUUGGAAAGGAAUGUUGUUUCAUGGAAUUCAAUGAUUGAUGCGUAUGUGCAGAAUGAGAAUCCUAAAGAGGCGAUGGUGAUUUUUCAGAAGAUGUUGGAUGAAGGAGUGAAACCUACUGAUGUAUCCAUCAUGGGUGCUUUGCAUGCUUGUGCUGACUUAGGGGACCUUGAGAGAGGAAGAUUCAUCCAUAAGUUAUUGGUUGAUUUGGAUCUUGAUAGAAAUGUGUCAGUAGUGAACUCUUUGAUCUCCAUGUAUUGCAAGUGCAAGGACGUUGAAACAGCAGCUUCUUUGUUUGGGAAAUUGCGGACAAGAACACUUGUUUCUUGGAACGCAAUGAUAUUAGGAUUUGCACAGAAUGGUCGUCCUAUCGAAGCAUUGAAUUACUUCAGCCAGAUGCGGGUUUGGACUGUGAAACCGGAUACGUUUACUUAUGUGAGUGUCAUAACUGCUCUUGCAGAGUUGUCAGUUACACAUCAGGCCAAGUGGAUACAUGGGGUGGUAAUGCGAAAUUGUCUGGACAAGAACGUGUUUGUCGCAACGGCUCUUGUCGACAUGUAUGCUAAAUGCGGAGCUAUUAUGACUGCAAGAAAGAUUUUUGACAUGAUGAGCGAGCGUCAUGUGACAACAUGGAACGCGAUGAUAGAUGGAUACGGGACGCAUGGUAUUGGGAAAGCUGCUCUAGAGUUGUUUCAAGAAAUGCAAAAAGGAAACAUCAAACCAAAUGGUGUCACAUUUCUUUCCAUCAUCUCUGCUUGCAGCCACUCGGGUUUGGUAGAGGCAGGAGUCAAGUGCUUCCAUAUGAUGAAGGAAAGCUACAGCAUAGAACCGUCAAUGGACCACUACGGAGCCAUGGUUGAUCUUCUAGGUCGAGCUGGACGGUUGAAUGAAGCAUGGGACUUUAUUAUGCAGAUGCCUGUUAAGCCAGCUGUUAAUGUAUAUGGUGCCAUGUUAGGUGCUUGUCAGAUUCAUAAAAACGUGAAUUUCGCUGAGAAAGCAGCAGAGAGAUUGUUUGAGUUGAACCCGGAUGAUGGUGGGUAUCAUGUGCUUCUUGCAAACAUAUAUCGCGCAGCUUCGAUGUGGGAGAAAGUGGGACAAGUUAGAGUUUCAAUGUUGAGACAGGGUCUGCGCAAAACCCCUGGCUGCAGUAUGGUAGAGAUAAAGAACAAAGUGCAUAGCUUCUUCUCGGGAAGCACAGACCAUCCCAGUUCCAAGACGAUUUAUGCUUUUCUUGAGAAGCUAAUAUGCAAAAUCAAAGAAGCUGGUUAUGUUCCUGACACGAAUUUAAUCCUCGGCGUUGAAGAUGAUAUCAAGGAGCAGUUGCUUAGUAGCCACAGCGAGAAGCUGGCUAUAUCUUUUGGACUUCUGAAUACAACAGCUGGUACAACUAUUCACGUUAGAAAGAACCUUCGGGUCUGUGCUGAUUGUCACAAUGCUACAAAGUACAUUUCCCUUGUGACCGGACGAGAAAUUAUUGUACGGGACAUGCAACGGUUUCACCAUUUCAAGAACGGUGUAUGUUCGUGCGGAGAUUACUGGUGA
Eruca vesicaria subsp. sativa (arugula) is the source of this 2465-nucleotide messenger RNA. NCBI's taxonomy places the organism in Eukaryota, Viridiplantae, Streptophyta, Magnoliopsida, Brassicales, Brassicaceae. The record is from the annotation of a GenBank genome assembly.